Molecule: messenger RNA, 2520 nt
Organism: Triticum aestivum (bread wheat)
Lineage: Eukaryota; Viridiplantae; Streptophyta; Magnoliopsida; Poales; Poaceae
Exons: 8
Coding region: 1167-2267 (366 amino acids)
Molecular function (GO): protein dimerization activity
Source: RefSeq, a predicted model, not a curated record
UAUCGCUGUUUUUCCUCUCGCUCCUCCUGUGGGCGGCGCCGCCGCUGCGCACAGAACACAUCCUCGCCAGCGUAGCUUCUCCGGCGUCCGGCCAACGCGCUCACUAGCCUCCCGCCUUCCUCCACAUCUCCUCGCCUCCACCCCAUCUAGUUCGUGCCAUUCGCUGCUCCAAGACAAGGGCAUGGCGCUCGGCGGCUGCGGCAACGAAGCUGAUGGUGCACGAGCCAACAAUGGAGGCAGUAGCACGGGGCAGCGACAGCAGCAUGGAGGGCGUCCUCUUGUUUGGGAAGGUAAUGGAACUGCAAAUAGGAGUGGCAGCGGCGACCAGGAUGCAAAUGGAAGUGGUUCCCAAAGACCUUGGAAAGGACUUAAAGACAAUAACUUAUAUGAUCCUUGGAACCAUGCAUGGCCGUAUUAUGGGGGUUUUGAUUGCACGUACUGCAGCCUAAAGCACAAAGGUGGAGGUGCAACCCGUGUCGCGGAGCACCUUGGUGGUAUUGUAGGUAAUGUGAGGAGCUGUCCCAAUGUGCCAAGAAAUGUGAGAGAUGCAAUGAGAGAGUGCCGGGAUGAAUCAAGGAGGAAGAAAAGAGACAAACAAAAUAGCAGGCUGAGAAUUGAAAGAAAUAUUAUGGAAGGGUUGUAUAAAAAAGGAGGGGUGGUUAACGUACCAGAUGAUGAUGAAGAAGAAAUUCAGAUGAAUAUUAGAGAAGCAUUGCGUGACCAGAAUGUCUCUCGCAGAAUUGAAAGGAGAAUUGGAUCUGUCCUACAAUUGUCUUAUGUUCUUAAAAUAUUUGCUUUGUUCUAAUUAGACUUUAUCUAUAGAGAGAUUGAAAAGGUUGUCGAAGAGAUAGGGCAUGAGCAUAUAGUUCAAAUAGUAACCGAUAAUGGAUCCAAUUAUAAGAAAGCUUGCAAAACCCUUAUAGAAGAACCAAAAUACUCUCAUAUUGUUUGGCAACCGUGUGCGGCCCAUACCGUCAAUCUUAUGCUAAAAGAUAUAGCAAAAUUUCCUGAGGUUGAUGUGAUAGUCAAGAGUACCAAAGGAUUGGAAGGAGUGUCAGUGGAGGUAUGAGCCUGGGUAUGUGUUUGCUGAAGAGUGUUUGUCUAGUAAUGUUUGGUGGAACGCACUAGAGUGGGUAUUGAGUUCAUUGAGGCCACUUUAUACGGCCAUGAGGUAUGCUGAUACACAAAAACAAUGCACACUUUCUGGCUUCAAAAAAAGCAUGAUGCUUGCUAUACAAAGGAUGGAAGCCCAUCUUGGCCCUACAUCAAGGUUGUACCUUUCGUUCAUGCGCAAGGUGGGCAAGAGGAUAGAUGCAAUGGAAGAAGAUACAUUUAUGGUUGCAGCUGCUGUCCUUGACCCAUAUACACAUUACAAGCUGAACCUUUGCAACCACACAGAUUAUGCCACUUCACUAACAGAUGCGAUAGCGAAGAUAUUAGACCCAGUGAGUGCUCUUUCAGCCAUUGAUGAAGUGAGCAAGUUCAGGGAGUGCCAAGGGAGGUUUGGGACCAGAUUGGCAGAAGAAGCUGCGGCGAGAAUGGGGCCAACCCAAUGGUGGUUUCAGUUUGGAGGGGAUGUUCCUGCAUUGCAGAAAUGUGCAAUGAGAAUUUGCUCACAAUGUGUCUCCUCUAGUGGGUGUGAGAGAAAUUGGAGCGCUUUUGCUUUGGUGCACACAAAGCAAAGAAGUCGUCUUCUAUAUGACAAGCUCCACAAGCUAGUUUCUGUACGCUACAACUUAAAGAUACGUGCUGAAGAAGAUCAAGAGAAAGAGAGAUAUAUAGAUAAAGAAAUUGAUCCAAGUGCAUUGCUAAUGGAUACCACAAUGUUUGAUGAAACAAACCCAAUAAUGGAGUGGCUGAAUGAGGAUGUAGAGGAUCCGAUUGUGGAUGGAGCUGAUGCAGCUAGUGCUGUUUUUGAGCAAAUAAGGCGCCUCAACUCAAGCAGGAAGGCGUCUUAUGUUGGUUCAAAGGGUAAUAACAAGAAAAGAAAGAGGAAUGAUGAUGAUGAGAAUGAGUUUCUUGAAACUGAGAGUGAGGAUGAUGAAGAAGAGAAUGAAUAUGUUGAUAAUGACAUCGAGGAUGAUGAUGGGGUGAGUGAGGAUGAUGAGGAUGGUGAACAAGAUCAGCUAGAGACACAAAUGCAACUUGAAGAAGAGACACAAGAACAAGUUCAAAAGGAGGCACCAACAAGCACUGGCCAUUUGGAGACUAGAUCUGGACGACUUAUUAGGAAGAAGACCAAGAACGUCAACAGCCUCUACUCGUAAAUUUGAAAUGGCACGUGAGCAAAGGAUAUCAAGAAGCUUUUGGAUGUUGGGAAGCUUGGAGCUGAUGCUUCAAAUAAGCUGAUGGUUGUCUUUUGGAGAUGUUUCUAUGUUUAAUGCUUUAAAGUCUUUUGGCUGUACUGGACUAUUUAAACUUUGAACUAUGCUGUGAUGGUUGAACUGAUGCUGGACGGUUAAGGGUUUAUGUCAGAGGCAACUUUAUAACUAAUGUGUGCCUGUUAUGUUGGACUGUUAA